Manis pentadactyla (Chinese pangolin) is the source of this 3778-nucleotide messenger RNA. It is a transcript of the gene BROX, whose product is annotated as BRO1 domain and CAAX motif containing. The record is from RefSeq and is a predicted model, not a curated record. Lineage: Eukaryota; Metazoa; Chordata; Mammalia; Pholidota; Manidae. The transcript is spliced from 14 exons. Bases 490 to 1725 code for a protein of 411 amino acids.
CUGGGCUGGGGAGGCUUGGCCACCUCUGUCCUUCCGCUCUGAAGGAAAGACUGCAGCUCAAGAGAAAAGACUCGGGAGGAAUAAUCAGGAGAGGGCUGAGGAGUGGAGUGUCCCAAGAGGGCUGUAACAACGAGGCAGCCUCCGCCCCUAAACCGGGGCGCACUGCCGCCUCGGUAGCUGUCAUGGCCACCCGGGUCAGGUGACUCCAGCUCGGCGCAGGCCUAGUUUCCCGUCGCUCUAGUUCGGCAGCUCUGGUUCUCCAGAUUCCUACCCUCGCUUUCUCGCGGAUUCGGACAUUGCCUUUCUUUCCUCAGGAGAACUGCUGUACAGACGCCCAGAAAUCCUCUGUCCAACCGAAGUCCCGUACUAUGCUACUAAAAGUGCAGUCGGGGGACCAGCAGCAUCGGUGUCUCAGGUCCUGCUCCAUACUGUUGAAUUAGAAUCUGCAUUUUAACAAGACACCCUCCCCCCAGGCAACGUCUGGAAAAGAUGACGCAUUGGUUUCAUAGGAACCCAUUAAAAGCCACAGCUCCUGUCCCUUUUAACUAUUAUGGUGUAGCCACUGGCCCUGCUGCUUCAAAAAUUUGCAGUGACUUGAGAUCAUGCAGAGCACAACUGCUUGAACUGUUCACUGAUUUGAGUUGUUAUCCAGAAAUGAUGAUGAAAGCAGCAGAUUCAUAUUUUUCACUCUUACAAGGUUUCAUAAAUUCAUUGGAUGAAUCUACCCAAGAAAGCAAGUUACGAUAUAUUCAGAAUUUCAAGUGGACUGAUACAUUACAAGGACAGGUUCCUAGUGCCCAGCAGGAUGCUGUUUUUGAGUUAAUUUCCAUGGGAUUUAAUGUAGCCUUGUGGUACACCAAAUAUGCUUCAAGACUGGCUGGAAAAGAAAACAUAACAGAAGAUGAAGCAAAAGAAGUCCAUCGCAGCCUAAAAAUUGCAGCUGGGAUUUUUAAACAUUUAAAGGAAAGUCAUAUCCCAAAGCUUAUUACACCUGCAGAAAAGGGGAGAGAUUUAGAGGCACGACUCAUAGAAGCUUAUAUUAUCCAGUGUCAGGCUGAAGCUCAAGAAGUAACAAUUGCUCGAGCAAUUGAACUGAAACACGCUCCUGGGCUAAUUGCUGCACUGGCAUAUGAAACAGCCAAUUUCUAUCAAAAAGCAGAUCAUACUUUAUCCAGUUUGGAGCCUGCAUACUCUGCUAAAUGGAGAAAAUAUCUUCACUUGAAAAUGUGUUUCUACACAGCUUAUGCUUACUGUUAUCAUGGUCAGACUUUGUUGGCUAGUGAUAAAUGUGGUGAAGCAAUUCGGUCUCUCCAAGAAGCUGAAAAAUUUUAUGCAAAGGCCGAAGCAUUAUGCAAAGAAUAUGGAGAAACCAAAGGACCUGGACCAACGGUCAAACCUUCAGGACACCUAUUCUUUAGAAAGCUUGGAAAUCUUGUAAAGAAUACCAUGGAAAAAUGUGAGAGAGAAAAUGGAUUUAUUUACUUUCAAAAAAUUCCAACAGAAGCCCCACAGCUGGAACUCAAAGCAAAUUAUGGUCUUGUAGAACCUGUACCUUUUGAAUUUCCGCCUACAAGUACUCACUGGACACCAGAAACAUUGGCUGCAUUUGAUCUCACCAAAAGACCCAAGGACGACAGUACCAAACCCAAACCAGAAGAAGUGGUGAAACCUGUGAAAGAACCAGACAUCAAACCUCAAAAGGACACCGGGUGCCACAUCUCCUAAAAUACACUGACGCACUGUGCAUUUUGACUUCCUCUGCUGGCAGAUAAGAGAAAUCAUGGAACUUCGUAUUUCUUAAAGUGAUUUCUCUGAAACUUAUAGAUAAUUUAAUACAGAGUAUAACUGAAUAAACUACUUCAGUUUAUUUGCUCUUGAUUUUUAAUAUAGUGGGGAUGUUUCGUGUUUUGUUCUAGACUCCUUUUUAAUCAGGACAACGUGUGAAAGAUUUUAUUGUGCCUCUGAAGGGCGUAUUUGGGGGCUGGGUUGUUUUUUUUUUUUUUCCCUAAACUCUGGGUAGUAAUAAAUUCCAGGUUAAUAUAGGGCCAGAAUCAUGUGGUUUCAGGUAUGUUUUAAUGUCUUCACAAAAAAGUUGAUUUUCCUUCCUCUUCCUUGAUACCAGAAGAAUGAUGGGUCAGUUUUUCAUGCUUUUCUUCCCUCUCUCCUAAGGAAUUGCAGCACAGGCUUGUUAUGUUGCAAGUUCGUUGUUUUCUGGUGGGAAAAAAAGUCACACUUAAAGAUCAGAAAUCUUAAUACAAAAUCCUUUAUAUUUAUUAGAACUUACAAUUUACUCAAAAAUCAGUGUUUAUAGGUAUGUUGGGACCUUAACUCCUAUUCUGGUAGCCCUGCAAUUCCUUUCAGUCCCUUUAAACCUGUGGUGAUUUUUACAGGUACCUUUUCUAAUGAAUUUUUUUACUUAGAGGACAAAACUUUGUAACAGCUGUUAGCAUUUCUAUAUGAGAUAAGACAAGAAUGAAAAUGUUUUUGCAAAAGUCAAAUACUGCAUGAAAUAAAUUUUAACCUAAACAAGAUAGGUUGUCUUGAAUUACACUGGUAACUCUCUCCUUCUUUGUUACACAAGUUACAAAAUGUCUGAUCUCAGUAUACUUUUGUUUUUAAAUGUUUUCUAAUACACAUAUCCUGUCAAAAUUGUAUUGCUUUAGGCCAAAGGCCAUAGAAAAACUCAGCCAGCAGAUACAGUAUGAUCUUAAAAAUAGCUUGUAAUACUUACUUUAGUAUAUACACAAAGUUGGGAAAUAGUGGACACAUUAUACUAUAACAACAGUCACAUCUGUAGGUUUAUCUUUUGAUUAUUCUCUUAGGGAGUUAGCUAGUUUCCCUAUUAUAAAUGACAGAUUAAUUGACAUAAUAGGAAUAAUAGUAAUAGUAUAUAUUGAAAGUGUGCCAGGCACUGUACUGAGCACUUCAGCCAUUGAAUCCACACAGCAACUCUGUGGAAAGUAAUUAAAAUCUGUGUAAAGUGCUGAAAUAGAAAUAAACAUUUCAUUAUGAAUUAAAAGUAGAUCAUGCCUACCUGAAUAUUGUGCUCAAGUAAAUGCUUAAAUUAUAGUUUAUACUCCUGAAAAAAGCUGCAUAGAAUCUGAGUUUUUUAAUACAUGGAAAUGCUAAUUACUCCUUGCUGUGUGUAACACUUAAUAUUUCAAGCUGCAGUUUCCAGAAUAAGUGGAGUAACAACAGAUACUUAAUUUUAUUUGGCUGACCGUACAAAAAUUAUUUUAAUUAAAUUUCACUGUAUUAUGUGUACUACUUAGUACAAAAUCACUUGCUCUAAACAGUACUUGAUACCAGGGUAUUAGUCUCGGCAUACAGGACCUAUUUAUCUUAUAUAAUAGUACUUAUUAACUGGGUUACUAAAUUUUCACAUUAACAUUUCUGUGGCUCACACCUACUACAUAUGGAAUGAAAUGUUAUAUGCUCAGUGCUUCUGUAAAAUGCAGUGAAUACUGGCAUUACUUUCAAUCAGUACUUGGUGGCUUUGACAUAAACAGGUAAUAUAUUCAGUUGACUCAGUAAAGAUGACACUUUGUAACUCAAGUAUUCCAUUAUUUAUCAUAUUCUUUGAAGUAGUACUGAGAAUUUGGGGGAGUUAAAUGUAAAGAAGUGGCAUGAGGGUUAUGAAGAGACUAACUAUUUAACUGUUGCAUACAUUUCAUACUUAGUUUAAACUGGGUAUUGACAGCUACCAUUCUGCAAAAGGUGUUGUUUGUAUAACGAAUCAUCUUUUUAUUUAUGAAAAUAAAAGUAAUUUUACUUAUGA